Zophobas morio is the source of this 2707-nucleotide messenger RNA. Its product is annotated as inter-alpha-trypsin inhibitor heavy chain H4-like. The coding region runs from base 63 to 2576 and encodes 837 amino acids. The record is from RefSeq and is a predicted model, not a curated record. Lineage: Eukaryota; Metazoa; Arthropoda; Insecta; Coleoptera; Tenebrionidae. The transcript is spliced from 17 exons.
UAACUUAAAUAUUAACAGAGAUUUGGUUACUCUGUGCAGUCGUAGUUAUAAAAUUAUACAACAUGAAGCAUCGACACUUAAUAAUCGCGUUAUCAAUUUUUUUGAGUGAAACAGUGUUUUCUGCCUUUGGCGAUGACAGCUUCGUAGUAACAAGCACAGAAUCUACAAAAGAAGGAUCUUCAACGGACUCAAUAAAUAAUAUUCAAUUUAAUCCUGAAAUAUACUCCAUGCAAAUAAAUGCAAAUGUAAGUAACCGCUACGCAAGAACUCUUAUCACAAGCAAGGUAAGAAAUUUGAAGGACAAAUCAAAAGAAACAACUUUCUCAGUGAUAUUGCCAGAAAAUGCAUUUAUAUCCGAAUUUGAAAUGGAAAUUAAAGGAAAAGUUUAUAAAGCUUAUGUCAAAGAAAAGGAAGAAGCCAAGAAAAUAUAUCAACAGGCUGUAUCAAGUGGUCAAAGUGCAGCUCACGUUGAAUUGAGUGCAAGAGAUUCCAAAACAUUUACAGUAUCAGUCAAUAUAGAACCAGAAAGUAAAACAAUAUUUAGACUUGUUUAUGAAGAACUUCUUCAGCGUCGGCUUGGGCAGUAUGAACUUGUAAUAAAUAUUCAUCCAGGUCAAGUUGUUAAAGAUCUUGGAGUUCAGGUUUAUAUAAAUGAAAGCAGGCCACUCACAUUUGUAAAAACCCCUUCUUUAAGAACGGGUAAUGAAAUCAGCAAGAAUGAUGAAAAAUUGAAUCCUUCUGCUCAAAUAGAUGUGAUUAAUAAUACGAGUAAUUCUGCAGACGUAAAAUUUACCCCUAGCAUUAAUCAACAAAAAACAUUCGCCGAAAAUCUUGGUGGUAACAAAGAAAAUGGAUUGGCUGGUCAAUUUGUCGUUCAAUACGACGUAGAAAGAGAUCCUCAGGGAGGAGAGGUUUUGGUUAAAGAUGGAUAUUUCGUACACUUUUUUGCACCUUCUGAAUUGGACCCUUUACCAAAACACGUAGUCUUUGUAUUAGACCACAGCGGUAGUAUGUCUGGAAGAAAAAUUGAUCAAUUAAUAGAAGCAAUGCAAAACAUUUUACCUCAGCUAAAACCAGAAGAUUUAUUUAACAUAAUACGAUUUGCUGAUGAUGCUUCUGUAUGGAAUUCUGUGGAGAACAAAUUUGUUCCUGUAAAUAUAAAUUCACGAAAUUAUGGAUCCCUGGAACCACAUUUGAAAGAAGCCAAUUUAUCGCGAGCCGCAGAAGCUUCUAGUCAAAAUAUAGAAAAUGCCAAAAAUAUAGUGAAGGAUAAAUCCGACAUGGGUCUUACUAAUAUAAUAGCUGGUUUAGAAAUAGGUUUGUUCUUGAUCAAAAGAACACAAGAACAUACCCCCAAUAAAUAUCAGCCACUACUUAUAUUUUUAACUGAUGGUCUACCGAAUGUUGGAAUGCAUUCUGGCUAUGAAAUUACCAACACGGUAACCAAACUAAAUUCAGGUACAACUCGUGCUGCAAUUUUCUCGCUUUCUUUUGGUCAUGGUGCGGAUAAAAAUUUCUUACAAAAGUUAUCUUCGCAAAAUCUAGGAUUUUCAAGACAUAUUUACGAGGCAGCUGACGCUUCCUUACAAUUACAAGAUUUUUACAGUACAAUUUCGUCACCUUUAAUGAGUAAUAUUACGUUUAAAUAUGUGGACAGUGUGUCAGAUGUGACCAAUGUUCGUUAUCCAAUUCUUUUUAAAGGUUCAGAAUUGGUUGUAGCUGGAAAAACAGGAGAAAAUUCCGAUCUCUUGCCACAGGUUUAUGGUACUUGUACUACAGGACGUGUGAUUUUUAACACUACUCGUACAGAACCUGUUAGUUCCAUAGAAAGACUGUGGGGGUAUUUGACUGUACAACAGAUUCUAAAAGAAAGGGAAACAGCAGAUAACAAAACUGAACUUACAAAAAAAGCACUCGAUUUGGCCUUGAAAUAUUCCUUCGUUACGUCUGUAAGUUCUUUAGUUGUCGUUAAACCAAAUCAAACAGACGCAGUCGACAGUCAAACCGCAACAGCGAAAUCAUCAUCAGAACGUUUUGUACCGUCAGCUCCGGCAAUCUCAGGACCUGCACCAAGAUUGGGAUUGUUUGCAGGACCAAGAUUGGGGGGAGGUUCAUUUUAUCAUCGGUAUGGUGGGUAUAGUGCACAAUCGUCAUCAAUCUUCCGUGCCUCUCCAAGGACACUCAAAUGGAGAACUGACAGUGGAGGACCCCGAUUUUAUACAACAAGACGACCUUACACUAUUACGGCUUCUAUCCCCACAACUACUACCGAUAUAUCAUCGUUGACUUCCAGUGAAACACUUCCGCAAUGGCUCGAGGAUCUCAAAAAAAAUAACGAAAGCAUCACUACGCCUCAAGGUUCGUUCCAGUUAGGGCAGAAAGGUGCAGUGACGACUCGUCUCAACUGUCCCUCGACUCCUACGAAUACUACUGGCGUUUGUACAAUUAUAUUUGAUUGUCCUGAAGUAUUCAAGCUUCUUACAGACAUUAACGUUUAUUUAAAAUACUUCUGUCAAUUGAAUGAGUAUGCUGGAGUGUGUUGUCCAGUGAAACAAGAAAUGACGCCCAGUGCAUGAUGGAACAAUAAAUCAGUUUAUCGCAAAGCUAUUAUUGCAGAAGUGUGCCCCUUAAACAAUAAAAAUUUUAUAAAAUAUAACUCACCUAUCAUUUGAUCAAUUUAAGGAAAUAAAAAUCAUGAUAAGCACAA